GAUCCAAUGGGGUUACGUUAGGCACCUUAUCUGCUGCUGUUCUGAUUGUUUCCCAUCGUUGAUGAUCUGAAGGUGCUUUUGUCUUGAACAGGUUCAGUGGUUAAAAUAGACUGCACCCCUCGGUCAAGAACAUGGUGCGUCCCCUGUGUGGACGAGACGUAUAUGAACCAACCCAAUAGGCUGACUAAGUGCUUCCCCUGCAGCUCCUGUGACCAAGGCCGUGGUCUCUUUGCCAAACAGAACUGCACAUCAACAAGUGACACCGUCUGUGACGUCAUCGCUGGUCACUUCUGCACGGACCUGAUAGAAGAUGAAGAAUGCCGUUCGGCACGCAGACAUUCAGACUGUGAACCUGGUCACAGGGUCAAAGAGCCUGGGACCAGAAGAACUGACACAACGUGUGAACCUUGUCCCGCAGGCAGUUUUUCACCGGAGGGUGUGAAUUGUUCACUUUGGACCAAUAGUCAAGUUUCCCCUGAGAUGGACCAACCCCCCAUCGGGAGAUUCAAGACGUCACCAACCCCCCAGGCCCGUUUCAUUUGGUCACUUUCAAUACAUCUACAAGCGUUCCUGGUAAUGUUCCGUUUUUAACACCAAAAGCACUAAAGCUCUUCUUCAUUUCUCUUUUUUGACAGUUGUUCAGAAAACCAAGUGGAGGUCAAAGGAGGAAACCUGACCAGUGACACUGUUUGUGGAGCUGCUUCAAGAGGCCUUUACUGGUUAAUACCUGUACCUGUAGUUGUACUUGUAAUGGUACUAAUAGGAACACUGGUUGUCCUCUGGAUCAAAAGUUAGUACUUGUCUUUGCAACCCUCAUCUGAUUGGCUGACAUGACUUUGUUCCAUCGUUGCCUUCACAGCCUUAUUGUUUAAGCUGAUACCUUUCUUGCUUUUGUAUUUCAGGGAGAAAUCAAUAGAACCAACAGGUACGUUGGCUCCAUAUGCAAAUGUUUGUCUCAAAUAGGCUGCACCACAUUAAAUCUGCUCCAUCACAGAGAACCUCCCCCCUGUAAUCUGGGAAACAGGGAACCGUAUUUUGCAUUAGUGCGCUAAUUGAACUCGUACGUUAACCCUCAACCUGAGGAACCCGUUUUGGAAGAAGAUCUUUGCUCAAGUGUCAGAGUCCGACUUUUACAAGCUUCAUGAGGUUGAAGCCUGCUGGAUGUUGUUGGGACGCCUCAAAGUUAAUUCAUUAAAUGCAAAUGUCAGUGAA
Molecule: messenger RNA, 1212 nt
Organism: Gasterosteus aculeatus aculeatus (three-spined stickleback)
Lineage: Eukaryota; Metazoa; Chordata; Actinopteri; Perciformes; Gasterosteidae
Source: RefSeq, a predicted model, not a curated record